CCCCCCCCUCCCCUCCCUCCCCCUCUCCCCGCGUGCUCCUCCCCUUUCGCCCCUGCACGCCUCCCCCUUUUCCCGCACUCGAGUUGCCUGAGAUUAUGUUCCGCUCCGUCCUGCCAGUGACGUCGAGAUUCGCCCGCGCCACCAUGUCCUCCGUUGCCCUGCCCCAGGGUGCUCAGCCUGUCUACACCGCCAUCAAUCAGAAGCUCGUCUCCGCUUUGGCUCCCUCCUUCCUUGUGGUCCGCGACGAUUCCCGUCUGCACGCUGGCCACGCUGCCAUGCGUGGGUCUCCCCACCGCGAAACGCACUUUGACGUGACCGUCGUGUCAGACGCCUUUGCUGGGAAGACCCUCAUCCAGCGCCACCGGUUGAUUUACGGCAUCCUCGCCGAGGAGCUCAAUGAGCAGCAGGGUGGGACUGUCCAUGCCCUGACCAUCACCGCCAAGACCCCGGCCGAGUUCGAUCGCACUGCCAAGUAGCCAGCCAAUAUCCCUCGACAAGCGCCACCACGCCUGGCUAGGAUGGGCGCCGACUCGUACACGUGAAGGCGCAAAGAGAAAAAACGCCUGGCACCCUCCGCCGCGCCCCCACAUCGCGGAGGGAUGGCCGCAAAAUGUCCCAGCCUUCUGGCCACCGGCCAACAAUAUAGAUCCAUGGCCAAGCA
Fonticula alba is the source of this 661-nucleotide messenger RNA. RefSeq names its product BolA protein. NCBI's taxonomy places the organism in Eukaryota, Rotosphaerida, Fonticulaceae. The transcript has 4 exons. The record is from RefSeq and is a predicted model, not a curated record. The coding region runs from base 96 to 476 and encodes 126 amino acids.